Messenger RNA from Corticium candelabrum, 429 nucleotides. RefSeq lists its product as uncharacterized. Bases 1 to 429 code for a protein of 142 amino acids. NCBI's taxonomy places the organism in Eukaryota, Metazoa, Porifera, Homoscleromorpha, Homosclerophorida, Plakinidae. The transcript has 5 exons. The record is from RefSeq and is a predicted model, not a curated record.
AUGCUACGAUCUGCAUUGCUGAUUCUGCUUGCUACAUGUUUGGCGUCGCUAACUGUUCAUGAUGCAAACCAGGCAACGCUGAGCAAUCGAUGCGUUUGUUCCAAUGAAUCGUCUUUCAUAGCCGUUGACUGCAGAUCUCAAAGUUUAAGGCUUCUACCACCGAGACCUUGCUCUUCUUCAAUGGAUCCAUUAACUGUCACUAGUGUUGACUUCAGUAUUAAUCAGAUCAAGACAGUCUCGUUUAACUACUUCAAGCCUUACGAAACCCUAAGGAGCUUAGUAUUUGAAGGCAAUCCUUUGUCAACCUUGUUUUUCUUACCAUCUUCUCUGAUUACCGUGGUAAUUACUACAACUGCGCCGAUAUUCGCUAAAACACCCAAACUAUCAAGAUUUUUCAACGGCACUUUACGUCAAGUGAACAAGAUGUAA